CAUGAAAUGAUACGGGAAAAGGGUUGACUCUACGUUCUAGUGCGGAUGGAGGCUCCGGUGAUGGGCUUCUGGGUUUAUACGGCCUGUAUUUCGUAGCCAAAAUUGAUUCAACCCGCGCAAAUUGCCUGAAUCACCCUACACAAGAAUCUUACAUUAGGAACGCAAAGAAUGGUUUACACAGGGAUGCAAUGUCUUUUACAGGGAUGUAUAGAACUCGCUCCAGACCCUCAUGCUCACGUGACUUUGGUCCUUUGGACUCGAGGCAAUUUUGGUCAUUUGGAUACGAGUCAGAUUUUUUUCCCUCUUCCUCCGGAAAAAAUAAAAAAAGUGCGGAUUAAAGAACCGUGCUCGCCCUAGGCCCCGACGCGGUUACUAAGAAUGCCGGGAAGUGUUUUUUUCUUCUUUUACAAAGUUAACAAAGAUGGCGGGUGGUUGUGGUCUUGUUCGGUCUUGUUGGGAUUUACUUCUUAAUUCUUCGUAGUAUGGGAAUCCUCCAUAGCUGGUCAAGCAAGAAUGUGAUGGAAAAAAUAUUGGUGGAUGUAACGAAACUAGUUUUACUGACUAGCCUGUAACGGAGGAGAGUUUUUAUUGUCGUGAUUUGAACUAGCUGGCCUUGGACACAGUCUUCACGAAAACUCUCAGCAAGCUCACAGUGUUAGGAAAUUUAGUUCAUCAUGGAACUUAAUGUGGAAUUGAAAUGUUCGGAUACGAAGAACGUCCAACAUUUCAAGAUGACAGUAGAAGACUGGGAUAGCAAAUGUGUGAAAGAAUUGAAAGAGCUUUUAGAGAACGAAAUCCAGGUACCUGCCUGUGACCAAAAACUGUAUUACGAAGGACGACUUCUACGGAAUCACAAUUUCUUUCCGCUUAAGAAGUUAUAUCUGCGUAAAGGUGACACUGUCUUAGUGGAAUGCAUCGCACAAGGUGAUCUUGCAGAGAUAAAAGAUCUUAUAAAAGAAAUUAAAGAGUUUUGGAACACGAUAACGUGUGAAGAUCAAAGCGAGCUGUUGACGGUUACCAGUUCAAAGAAAGUUGACAGCAGCUCUUAUGUGAGUUACGAUUACAUAGCUCGUUCUUUGGAUCAGUUGUCUUUUGAAUACUUUAUUCCGUGGAAGAAUGCCAAGUCACUGGUACACCGGCAUUACUUUGUACAAGAAGGUGGUUUUGAUGCGUUCAUGGCAGUAUUGAAGUUUGCCAGUAGAAGAUACAAGAUAGAAAAGAAACCAGGGUCAAAGAAAUUGUUUGGAAAAUCCAAAGCAGAAGACUCUUUGAUAUUGACUGGCCAGCUCAGAGACUUGAACCAUGAGCAGAUGAUCUUGCAUAUGCACUGUUUGAGCCUGUUGUGGAAUUUUUCUGAGACGCUGCAUGAUCGCAGGCUGGUGAUGCACAAAGGAGGGCUGCCAUUUGUCAUAAAAGCUUUGCUCUCUGAUCCUCUCGAGUACUUAGCUAGAUCUGAUGAGUACUGGGCGGUUGCAAGCUUAAAUGAAACAGCUGUUGGCUGCCUUGUUCAGUACGCCGAGUUUCCUGAUUGUCAAGAAAUUAUUGCCAGAAGUUCUGAGACUGUUGGUAAACUCAUGUUCAUGGUAGGAAAUCAGUUUUGUUCUCCUUUGGAGAGUGGACCGGUCAAUAAUUCAACUUACACAGAGUAUUCAGCCCAGAUUGCUGCCAAUACAUUGUUCUGCUGUGCAUGCAGUUUGCAGACACCAAAGAUUCUGGUGGAAAGCGGAAUGGACAAAAGGAUGUUAAACCUCAUACAGCUAUCAGUAAGGGAUGAUCUUGCUCUCAGUUACUAUUGUAUUCUGUUCCUGGCAAGAAUAAGGUCAUCUGCACUGGUUUGUUUAGACCCUCAAACAGCAAAAAGCAUUGAUGAUCUCAUUGCCUCGUUCUUACAGCAGUACAAACCCAUCAACGUUUCACUCUGGGAAGAAGGACACAAUUAUGUCUGGGUUACUAUGACACCAUUUGUUAGCCUGGCAUUUUCAGGGAGAAAAGUUGAAACAGAACUCCAAAAUUCUGUUUUGCACAAAUCCACAGAUGAACUGUUCAAGGCUAAAUAUGAAGCCACUUUGCUGGCCGAACAGGAAAAAACAGAUGGUCCAAAUUUUAUCCCUGCAGAACACAGUGUUGUCCAGGAAAAGAAUGAUCAUGAUGAUCAAGGUCAGGGCAAGCCAGUUUUCUCUGAGACUGGUAUGGAUAAAAGGGAACCCAAAAAUCAAAAUUGGUUUGAUGCAUCUUAUGUAAAUGGCAAUCCCCCGUCUCUCGACACUGAUGAAGCAGUAAGCCAAUCUACAAUGCUUGGAUCAACACAAACUCAACAGCUUGGGCUUUUUACUGUAAAACAUAUUCUGUACUCAAAUGAAAAUCGCCAGCUUGUUGAACGGGAAAAUUUGUUACCUUAUCUCAAUUGUUUAUGCUGGCACGUCAAUCCUGAAGAGGGCAGGCUCUUAAGAGCUGAAUUAGCAAAAUAUUGGUCACCAAGACCUCCUCCUCUUAAAAUUAUUUGCAAGUCAAUAUUGGCUUUUGUUUGUGGGUUCGAGUCUGCUUUUAAAAUGUAAUUCCAUAAAUUACAACCCUUAGCAUUUUUGUUAAAAAGGUGUCUUUGGUGAGCUUAUUUUAAGGUAAGAGGGUUGGUGUUAUUAUUUUAUAAGGCUUGCCCUCAAAUCCAGCUGUGAAAGCCUUACUUGGAAAGAAAAAAAUGUCUGCGACACUCAAGACUAAGACGCUCGAGGUGGGAAAAGCAUAGGGUAGAUGAACACAUGCUCAUGCCGGCCCUAUUCAACAAUGGGAGGCUAGGACAACUUUUAGAAAGUCUACCUAGACUUAGUAGUAUGGGAAUAUGUUCUAAAAUUGUUGUCUUUUUAGUUCAUGUUUUUUUUUUUUUCCAUUUUCUUAAUACAGCUGUAGGUUGAGAUAAUUAUGAUCUCAAGCACCGUCCAGAAAACAGUGUUUCGUCACAUUCCAAACACCUUGAAUUUUGUCAAAAAAUACUCUGCUGGAGUCAUAUUUUCAACUCUCUUUGUGUUUGGAAAUAUAACAAAAUGCUGUCCUCUCUUCAUCAAACAGCACACAACAAAUUCGUAGAAUUAUCAUUAGUUAGUGGAAAACAAUGUUUCCUUUAAUAACACUGUUUGUGCAUUUUCCCAAUCUACAUGAUUAUUGCAAGGGUUAGGCACAAUGUCCCUAGUACAAGUUAUCAUAAUUAUAAUACAAUACUGUUUUACAGUACACAGUCCUAUGAAUGUCAUUAAAUGAAUGAUUCAUACAUUGUAAGCAAUAAGAAUAUCCUAAAACUAUUUUUAGGCUACAUUUGGUCGAUAGUUUACACAAUCAAAUUUACUUUAUAUUAUUUUAAAGAUUGUUAUCCAAAACAUUAACCUGAGUUAAUAAAUAUUAUUACAUGAGUACAUGUACAGCACAAGUGUCAAAUUUGACUAUAUUUUGAUCAGUUUUAACCAAUUAAUUAACCAUCUUAAGCUUUACAUUGCAAUGUUAUUAACUAUGUAAGAAUACUUACAUUUCUAUAUGACAAUUUUUUUACCUCAAAUAUUCUUAUUAAAAUCACAGUGCAAAAAAUAAUGAUGUAUAAUUAAAAAUAUUAUUGACAAAGCUAUGUUUGCUAAGGCUUACAUACAAAGCAUUAUGCACACUAAAUAAUAUUGUUUGAUUUAAAACCUCUGUACAGUUUUUAAUUAUACACUAAAAUCUAAAUGUAAAAAGAAACUAAGAAUUACCUUAAUUUACUAUUGUCCAUUAGUCUAAUUAGAACACUACUGUCAUGCAAAUAUAUAAUAUUUUAUACAUAACAGAGUGGCUGUCUGUUGGCAAAUGCACAUUAGUUGUAGUUCUACACAGUGUUGCAGACAAGUGGGAAGUCUCAGGUAAACAACCCUACAAGGUCAGCUACAUGACCUCACAAAUUACUAGAAAAUUAAUAAUGAUUUGAUGGGGGUAGUGGGAAUUGACCCAUUGAAAUUCCUUCUUGACACCCAACUUUGAAAUCUCAUCUGGAGCCCUGAUUUCAUUUCUACAUUCAGCAAAACUGUUUAAAACUACGUCAGCUACUGGGUUAUACUAAAAUAAAAGAUUUAGAACCAUUUCUCUUGGUGCCAGCCGAUAGAAACCUUGAUUUCACAGUGCAGUAACUACAGACUGUAAUUAUUAUUACAUAAUACCUCCUCAGAGGUGGAUAAAAAAUGUAUUUUUUUGGAUUGUACUACCUGGAUUUCUGUCAUGUUUACAUGGUAUGAAAUUAUUCAUGUCAAAUUGUAGGCAUCUCUCUUGCACUGUUGGCUGAGUGUGAAGAGAUGUCUGUAGUAUUAAUUAAAACUACCAAACAAUUCCUUGA
This is a messenger RNA of Orbicella faveolata, 4345 nucleotides long. RefSeq lists its product as uncharacterized. Lineage: Eukaryota; Metazoa; Cnidaria; Anthozoa; Scleractinia; Merulinidae. Gene Ontology annotation, molecular function: protein binding. The record is from RefSeq and is a predicted model, not a curated record.